Messenger RNA from Sinocyclocheilus grahami, 6203 nucleotides. It is a transcript of the gene clcn2a, whose product is annotated as chloride channel, voltage-sensitive 2a. Lineage: Eukaryota; Metazoa; Chordata; Actinopteri; Cypriniformes; Cyprinidae. The coding region runs from base 581 to 3202 and encodes 873 amino acids. The record is from RefSeq and is a predicted model, not a curated record. The transcript is spliced from 24 exons. Gene Ontology annotation, molecular function: voltage-gated chloride channel activity. Gene Ontology annotation, biological process: transmembrane transport; chloride transport. Gene Ontology annotation, cellular component: plasma membrane.
ACAGACAGAUAGAUGCAAUGCACUGAUGAAGACAAAUGCGCCAUCACAUGGUAUUAAUGACGGGCAAUAGGAACAGAAGUGGAGUCGACCCGCAAUAACUAAACCAGUGACGGAACCCGCAUUGCAUCACAGAAUCAAUUCCUGGUCAGUGCACGCGCCUCAUGAUCUGCCGGCUUAAUUACUCCUUUACCUGUCAGCGCGUGCGGUGCACCCUAAUCCGAACCGUUUAGGUGAUGCAUUACCACCGACAAGUAUGUUUUAAGGGAAGCGAUUGGCCAAUUUUUUUUUUUUGAAGUUUAGCCUCCAGUCUGACGCGAAUUCAAAGACGAGCGAGAGGCAUCAGCAACAGGGCACUGCCAAUUCACCAGCGAGGACAAUUAUACAGAAAGUGUCUCGAUCGUAUAGACGAUCCAUUGGGACCGAACAGCACAGACGUCAGUACUCGAUACUGAUUGCGUUGCUCUAAUUGUGUGGGGAUUUCUUACAUUUUUGCGUCAUUAAAUGGAGCGGCGUAGGUGACGUUUGGACUGUUGCGUUCAAGAGGAGCUCUUACCAAGACUAAAAGCCGGCGCGGAAAAAUAUGUAUGGACGCUAUACACAGGAGUUGGGGGCCUAUGCCAAAGAAGAGGCAGCUCGUCUGCGUGAAGAUGGAGCACUGCGGAGGACCACCAGUGUGCGUGGCCAGGCUCCAGAACUGAUGGAGUAUGAGAAGGACUCGUGUGCCAAGUGUCAAGUCUGCACUUCACGGUGUCGGAAGUUCCUGAUUUCCCGUGUGGGUGAAGACUGGAUCUUUCUCAUCCUCCUGGGGCUCCUCAUGGCAUUGGUCAGCUGGGCUAUGGACUACACUAUUGCCUUCUGCCAGCAAGCACAGAAUUGUCUUAGCACAUAUCAAGGGCAAUGUUACGGCAUUAGCUGCAUCAAGGCCAGGGAAGAGCCCUUUGAGGGAAACAAGAAUGAGUUGCGAAACACAGAGAUGCUGUCAGCCGCCUGUGCAGUGGGGGUGGGCUGUUGCUUUGCGGCCCCUAUUGGAGGAGUGCUGUUUAGUAUUGAGGUCACAUCUACGUUCUUUGCUGUGAGGAACUACUGGAGAGGAUUCUUCGCUGCAACCUUCAGUGCCUUUAUCUUCAGGGUGCUUGCAGUGUGGAAUCAGGAUGAGGAGACAAUCACGGCUCUCUUCAAAACGCGCUUUCGUCUGGACUUUCCCUUUGACCUACAAGAGCUUCCAGCUUUUGCUGUGCUCGGGAUUGCCAGUGGUUUUGGAGGGGCGUUGUAUGUCUAUCUGAACAGGAUAAUAGUGGAGUCUAUGAGAAAACAGAAAACCAUCAACAAGUUUUUGCUAAAAAAAAGACUAGUGUAUCCGGCAGUGGUCACUCUUCUUGUCUCUACACUCACCUUUCCUCCAGGGUUUGGACAGUUCAUGGCAGGCCAGCUGACUCAACAUGAGUCACUAGUGGCACUGUUUGACAACCAGACCUGGUACAAGCAAGGUGUUGCUGAGGAGUUUGCAUACUCAAGUCAAGUACCUCAGGCCUGGAAGCAUCCACAAGUCAGUGUGUUCAUCACACUCCUCCUCUUCAUUGUCAUGAAGUUCUGGAUGUCAGCUGUGGCCACAACAAUGCCUGUGCCUUGUGGGGCCUUCAUGCCGGUUUUCCUCAUUGGGGCUGCGUUCGGUCGACUGGUCGGCGAGAGUAUGGCCGCCGUCUUCCCCGAAGGAAUACACGCUGACAACACUGUAUAUCCCAUAGUUCCCGGCGCAUACGCAGUUGUAGGGGCGGCGGCUCUUUCUGGCGCAGUCACUCACACCGUGUCCACCGCCGUCAUUGUGUUCGAGCUGACCGGUCAAAUCUCGCACAUCCUGCCCGUGAUGAUCGCUGUGAUAUUGGCCAAUGCCGUGGCUCAGAAUCUGCAGCCUUCCCUCUAUGAUUCCAUCAUCCGGAUCCAGAAACUUCCCUACCUGCCAGAGCUGGGCUGGGGACAGGAGAAAUAUAAUAUCCGUGUGGAGGACAUAAUGGUGAGAGACGUGCGAUAUAUCACUCUCUCCUCCUCUUACCGGGACCUGCAGGAAGCUCUCAUAACAGGCCAGCUUAAAACCCUGGCCUUGGUGGAGUCCAAAGAGUCCAUGAUCCUGCUGGGCUCUACAGAGCGCUCCCAGCUUCAGUCCCUGCUCUCGCAGCAGCUCAGCCGAGCUCGCAGGCUGGAGUACUUGAGAGAACGUGCUCAGGACAAUGGCACCCAUGUGCCCACCUUCCCCCAAGACUCUCCCUCCAGGACUGGUCAUGGCGUACGUUUCCUGAUCUCCACUGAAGAGUCCUCCUACAGCCCCACACUGACUAACUCCCAGAUCCCCCUCAAGUCUGCUCUGAAGACAGUGUCUGCAAUCAGCAACACAGAGUCAUUAAACAGCUCUCCUAACCUAUCCUCUGGGGAACCUGUGAAGGAGCUAGUAGAGAGCAAUGCUGGCCCCAAGGCUCCUAAGAGGAGCAGGAGGCCCAAGCGUGUGAAGAUACCCAUGGCGGAUACACCUGAUGUUGAAGAUGACAUGUCAACAGCAGAGAUAGCAGAGUGGGAGGAGCAACAGUUGGAUGAGGCUGUUAAUUUCAACAACUGUAAAAUAGACCCUGCACCCUUUCAACUGGUGGAACGGACAUCUUUGCAUAAGACACACACCAUUUUCUCACUACUUGGUCUGGAUCAUGCCUAUGUCACCAGCACCGGACGUCUAGUAGGAGUGGUCUCUCUAAAGGAGUUGCGUAAGGCUAUCGAGGGCUCUGUAACUGUGACCGGAGUGAAAGUCCGUCCCCCGCUGGCCAGCUUCCGUGACAGCGGCAACAACAGCAGCGUCUCAGAGGUCACUGAGCUCCACAAGCUCUGGAGUCGUAACAGGAGCCUGUUGUUGCCACGGGAACCUAACCUCCCCGACCUGGAUGACCAAACGGAGCAGCCGUCCGAGGGCAGCUUGGUGAACGAGACCGAGUGCACAGAGCUGUCCAGUCAGAACAGCCCAUUACACACAGACGACCAGUCAGAGCUGCCCUACGCCGAGGCCACGCCCCAAGAGGAGCACCUAACGCAGCUCCCCUGUGACUGUACCCACCCUCUGGAGGACGGAGGCUCAGAGGCCGUCGGCGAGCAUUGCCCAGCUCCGAUCAAGGAAGCGGUGAGCGAGGGAAUCCCCUCGCCACCAGGGGGCCAGCAGGAAUGACAGCUGCUUGCGGUCGGUAACACACACUCCAUUUACACCAUAAGCGGGAUUGUGAAGUCAGGUUGAGGAGAAACUGGAGGAAGUCUUUAAGCAGUGAAGCACACUCUCUGCUCCGCACUAAUCAAAUCAUCCCUAAUCGCUGAUCCUGCCUUUACACGAAACACGCCGUGUGUGUUUGUAUGUGUGGGAUGUCAUAGAUACGCACUGCAGUAUGAGUGCCACGUGGCUUGGGAUGUGUUUGACGAUGGCUCAUGAGCGAUCGUCUGUUUGUACUUGUGUAUUUGUCAUAAAUGUGGGUGUCUGUUGAUUUGUGGCUUCAUAGCACAUUUCUGUGUUGAUUUAUGUUGAUGAAAUUCAUUUUAAGAAGUUUAUUUUCGAUGAUGUCACGGCGGGUUUUCAUCAUAAACGUGUUUGUUCGUUGAUUUGGGGCUUCAUGGCGUGCGCGUGUGUGUUUCUUCGUCCUCGCGCAAGAGACAGAGUGUGCGUAAGAAAAGCCGUGUGUGUGUGCAAGAGUGACUCCUAGCCAACGCACCCAUCUGGUGCCGACACUUUAAAUCCAAAUAAAAUGGUCUCUGAGAGCCAAACUACAAUUUUGCUCUAAAUAUAGCCCUUAAUAGCCCACACUGCAAGGAAACAUGGAGAGAAAGAGUGGGGGGAAAGAAGGGGAAUGGGUGGGCAAAAGAGGACACAGAAGACAUGGAGAGAACAAGAACAUGAUGCAAAAUGAGCGGAAAAACAGGAAGGAUACAUGAACAUGAGUCGUGGAAAGGCAGGAGAAUGAAUGGGAGAGUGGGGUAAACUGUGCCGCUUUUUACUUAGGUCGUCAACUAGGCAAGAAGAAAUAAGCAAUCAGGGAAAUUAAUAUGCCUGAUUAUAUUUCAGAAUACAUAGGGACACAGAAAUAUGACUUUUUAAGAAAAAUGGUAGAGUGACACGACUUACCCCACAUUAGGGGAAAUAUGUAUGAAUGUUGAGCCAUUAGGGAAUAUUUUAACUAUUUAUUUCAGGUAAAAUAUGAACACUUAAUGAACAUGAAUCUUAUUUCAAAGUCUUAUUUUGAUGCACAAUAUUCACAUUUUCAUAAGGCAACUAGAAAAAUCCAGUGCAUUUGCAUUUUAUGAUAUGAUAUGAGUAUUUGUUUUUUUCCUGUAUUUGGAGGCAAAACUCAUCCUCACUAUGUGCCACUGUCACAUUUUACCCUGAAGCACCUGACACACUUUACCCAAAAGCUAAUAUUUUGGGGAAAACAAAAUAUUCAUUGCUAAAUGUAUUUAUUUAUUCAUGAUGUGAUUUGAUUUGAUGAUACUUAGCAUCUUUGGCAUGGAUACAUUUUUGACGUCAAACUCAUUUUACCAGCCAUGCAGAAAAUUUACUUUGACAUGCAUUUUUUUAACACACAAAAAAAAUUGCUUAUAUGAAUCACAGGCAGCUGAAUACAAUGGCCUUUUUUUUCUUUGAAAACAUGGUCAUUCGACAAAAAUCAUCCAGUUUGCUAGAUUACAGGGGUGGCGCAUCUUACCCCACUCUCCUCUCCAAAACCAACAGUGACUCAUAAAGAGGAGUUUCCAACCAGGGUAGUUUUGAAGCACAUUGUAAUUAUCAUUCAAACAAAACACAGCAAUACACAAGCGGGGGGGGGGGUAAAUGUGAAAAACGCUUUAACAAAUCAUCGUUGAGCACACCAUUUGGAUGCUGUUGCCUGUAAUUACGAGUAAUGAUAUCCCACAUUAUGUAGGCACGUUAAGCAUGCGCAGAUCUGUAUCAGGACCAGUGGGUAGCAUAGCUGCCUGGCCAUUUAAAAUAUAUUAAAGCAUCUUCCUUAGAAGCUCAAAAUACUCUGAGACGCCACGUGCAGAAACGGAGCCUCAUAAAUUCUUAAUUAUAUGCUUGAACCCCGAUGCAAUCAUUUGCAUGCUCACACACUCGCAUAAACAAUAUGCAUCAUAUUGCUUUCCAGCCAGCUUAAAUACAGCCAUUUAAAAAGACUGCAUAGGCCUGUUUCAUGUUACCUCAUCGGGUUUACUUGCACGACCUUUUGCUUUUUAAUUCAAGGCCAGAUUUGUUCAGAAAUCCAGAGCGCAAUAUUUUUCGCACAUGCUCACAACAAGUCACAGACUACGAUGACAGUUUAGAUUGAGUGAAGUUUUCGACUGUGGUAGAACCGCAAGAACCAGCCUUUGUAUAAAUACCAUUGCAGGGAGUUUGUGGUCACUGUGCAGAUCUCAUCCAGCAAUCAUCAAAGUAUUAAAAUGUAAUUAAUUACAAUGAUGGGUACCCGCAAUCUGAAUUGUUUUACAUAUGCGCAAAGCUUUUAACAUUUGAUUUUGAGCUGUCAACUGUGCAAUAACUUCGUAUGAGAAUUACUGCUUGCCAAAUAGGGUUAUUUAACUGAACACUGGCCCUAUUGCUACAGUGCAUAUUAUUUUGAAACUGUUUGCAAUAAUGCACAUCAUGAAUAGGACAUGUACUGGAACAAACGGACAAGUCUGUUUGCAGUUAAUAUUUUUAAAUGCCUUCAGAUUUCGUUUUCACAACUUACAACGUGUUUACUGGACCUCGGCGGUGGAGUUUUCACAAGUUUCAGCCUGAGGAUGAUGUAAUGUUCAGUUUGCAUCAAAACUGUGGCUGACCGACGCUAUGCAGUAUGGUCAAGAACAGCACAACUACCCCAGACACAGCCUAAGCAGAGCUAAACGGAGAAUGAGUUACGUUUCUUUUUCUUGUGCACUGCAGAAUUGGGAGGCUACGGGUUUGAUUUAAACGAAUCAAGGCAAGUGGACCAAAACCAUAACCGUGAGACUGACUUCCUGACACAGCCUUUUCUCAUUUUCUCAGAAACGCCUGUUAUGAGUUCUGCGAGCCACUAGAGCGAAAUUCAUCCGGCUGCACUAAUCAGCUGUUUUAUUAACGUUUGUUAUGAAAGCAAAUCCUGAUGUGGGACAGGAAUAACUUAAAAGGGUUAGUUCACCCAAAAAUGAAAAUUAGGCUGUGUUUUACUCAC